Messenger RNA from Parnassius apollo (apollo), 651 nucleotides. Lineage: Eukaryota; Metazoa; Arthropoda; Insecta; Lepidoptera; Papilionidae. The record is from the annotation of a GenBank genome assembly.
AUGAGCGGAGCGGGCGCCGGCAUAGUGAACGCGCCACCGCUCUCCGCCGCUGAGGCGCUCUCCUCUCUUCUAUGGCAGCCGUACGAGUGCCGUUCGCCUCCCCUCCCCCGCUCGAGCACUGAUGGAGUGCUUGCGGUGCGGCGCGGAGCGGGGGCUUCGCCCGAGUGCGCGCUCCAGUCGCCGAGCGGCGGUCGUCAUGCGCGCGCGUCGUAUGCAACGUACCGCGCCACAACUUACGAGAUGCGGCUGCCCGUGCCGGCGCCAGCGCCGCUAUGCAAGUCGGAUUCGGUCUCAGUUCGAGUGCCGGGUGAACCGAGCCAAGCGAACGUGUCAAGUGUGAACAUAGUGCAGGUGGAUGCGCCCCCCGGUCGCAACGUGAACAGUGCCGUGCAAACGGAACGGGAAAGGAGCGUCGUGAGUGCUGAGUGUCAGACAGAAGAGCCUGCGCGGCGACGGCGCCCGAGGCGUGCGCGGGCGCCGCGCGCUCCUGAACUCGAGAGUGUGCCACCACCACCCUACAGCACACUACCACCUCCAGUGCAUCCGGUGCCUGUGGCAGUGCCGGUUCCGGUGCCACCAGCACCAAUCGUCGCACCACACCCUCCAGCGCAUCGUUUUCCCUUCCAGCCGAUUCCACUCAGGUGCGGCUAA